Molecule: messenger RNA, 1430 nt
Organism: Trifolium pratense (red clover)
Lineage: Eukaryota; Viridiplantae; Streptophyta; Magnoliopsida; Fabales; Fabaceae
Product: altered inheritance of mitochondria protein 32-like
Exons: 5
Coding region: 114-1154 (346 amino acids)
Source: RefSeq, a predicted model, not a curated record
AAAAAUAAAAAUCACCAAUCAAGAUCAUUAUAACCUUUCAAAGAUUUUUAUCAUUCCCUCUUCAUUCAUUCCCUAACUUUCAACUCUUUCUCACCGACGUGCAACCCAUUUCAAUGGCCACCGCCGAUAACCUUUCCACCGACAGCGGCUUCACUCGCCCUGAGAUGUACACUGAAAAACUCGCCGGCACCGUCGACGCUUACGACCGUCACGUUUUCCUCUACUACAAAAACCACCUCUCCUGGCCACCACGUGUCGAAGCUUCCGACGAUGAUCCUCUUCCCAAACUCGUCGCUGCUACGUUUAGAGCUCGUAAGAACGACUUAGCUCUCAAGACGAAGAUCACUGUGUGUGAAGCAAGUGAGGAAGCUGGUUUCGCUGAUGGUGACGUUUUGAUUUUCCCUGAAAUGAUUAAAUAUAGGGGUUUGGUGGAAUCAAAUGUUGAGAGCUUUUUCGAAGAUGUUUUGGUGAAUGGUAAACCAUGGGCUAUUGGAGUGCCGGAGGUUUUAACUGGUUCACAUGUUUAUGUAUGUGCCCAUGGAAGUCGUGAUGUUAGAUGUGGUACUUGUGGGCCACUUCUCAUCAAGAAUUUUAAUGAGGAAAUCGAACUUCGAGGUCUGAAGGAUCAAAUAUCUGUUACUGCUUGUUCUCACAUUGGUGGGCACAAGUAUGCUGGAAAUGUAAUCAUCUACAGUCCAGGACCAGAUGGAAAAACUAUUGGUCACUGGUACGGCUAUGUUACUCCUAAUGAUGUUCCUGAUUUGUUGGAUCAACACAUUGCAAAAGGAGAGGUCAUACAAAGACUUUGGAGGGGACAAAUGGGGCCGUCUGUACCAGAAGUGGAGGGAGCGAAUGACCAGAAACUUGUUAAUGGAGGACUUGCUAAUGGAGACCAUGCCAACAAGACUGAAAAGAAGAUUGAAAGUGACAGUGUGAGCAGGGACGAAAAUGUGACUGGUGGUUGCUGCCAGGGUGCUAAUGGGGUUUCUUGUUGCAGUUUUCCAAGUCCUGCACAAACCAACAAGACUAAGGAGAGCAAAAUCUGUAAGAAUUGGCCUGUAUUGAAGGAGCGUGAUGUUCUCACAGCUGUUGGUGUGCUUGGAGCUGUGGCUGCUGUUGCUGUGGCUUACAAACUUUACAGAAGGUCAGGAUGAAUUAAGCUCUAAUAAUGUGUUAUAGUGCUGUUUGGAGACAUUUUUUUUUGGUCGAUGUACAAUGAAGCAAGAAAUAAUUACGAAAACCAGCUAUACGAAGACUACGAAAUAUUGGUAUGUCAAAGGAUGAUAGUAAAAGUCUAGCAACAGAUAUAGUGAUAAAAGCUUUAUUGUUCUUUUUGAAUUCAACACAAUUAUUGAUUGUAUACGCUGCUGGGUGUCCCCUUAUGUUUGCGUUACUGAUAUUCUAUUAAUUCGAAGUUUUUUGUGAUGAAA